Nannospalax galili (Upper Galilee mountains blind mole rat) is the source of this 967-nucleotide messenger RNA. Its product is annotated as olfactory receptor 4K3. Gene Ontology annotation, molecular function: G protein-coupled receptor activity; olfactory receptor activity. Gene Ontology annotation, cellular component: membrane. The transcript has a single exon. The record is from RefSeq and is a predicted model, not a curated record. Gene Ontology annotation, biological process: G protein-coupled receptor signaling pathway. Bases 20 to 967 code for a protein of 315 amino acids. Lineage: Eukaryota; Metazoa; Chordata; Mammalia; Rodentia; Spalacidae.
CUUACAGAAAUCAAAGUGAAUGGCCUGGAGCAAUCAGUCAGUCGUGACUGAAUUCAUACUCAGCGGACUGCCUGGUUCUUCGGAAGUCCAAAUCAUCUACUUCCUGUUCUUCUCUGCAGUCUAUGCAGCCACUGUGCUGGGGAACAUCCUCAUUGUGCUCACGAUCACAUUAGAGCCACGCCUUCACUCCCCCAUGUACUUUCUGCUCGGCAAUUUGUCCUUCAUUGACAUGUCCCUGGCUUCUUUUGCCACUCCCAAAAUGACUGCAGACUUCCUCAGUGAGCACAAAGCCAUCUCUUUCGAAGGCUGCAUAACCCAGAUAUUCUUCCUGCAUCUCUUAGGAGGUGCUGAGAUUGUCCUGCUGAUUUCCAUGUCGUUUGAUAGGUAUGUGGCUAUAUGCAGACCUCUACGCUAUCUAACCAUCAUGAGUGGGAGAAUGUGCAUUGGGCUUGUGGCCCUUUCCUGGACUGUGGGAAUCUUCCAUGCUCUGAGCCAGUUAGCGUUUACUGUGAAUCUGCCCUUCUGUGGACCUAAUGAAGUAGACAGUUUCUUCUGUGACCUCCCUUUGGUGAUUAAACUUUCUUGUGUAGACACAUACAUUUUGGGAGUGUUCAUGAUCUCCACCAGUGGCAUGAUUGCCCUGGUAUGCUUCAUCCUCCUGGUGAUCUCCUACACUAUUAUUCUUGCCACUGUGCGGCAGAAUUCCUCUGCUGGCUCCUCCAAAGCCCUUUCCACCUGCAGUGCCCACUUUACUGUUGUAACCCUGUUCUUUGGUCCCUGCAUUUUCAUCUAUGUGUGGCCAUUCACCAACUUUCCAAUAGACAAAAUACUCUCCAUAUUUUACACUAUAUUCACUCCACUCUUGAACCCAGUCAUCUAUACUCUCAGAAAUAAAGACAUGAAAGAGUCCAUGAGAAAACUAAGCAGCCAUAUGUUUAAGUCUAGGAAAGGAUGCCAAACAUCUUAA